Molecule: messenger RNA, 1242 nt
Organism: Penicillium subrubescens
Lineage: Eukaryota; Fungi; Ascomycota; Eurotiomycetes; Eurotiales; Aspergillaceae
Product: coenzyme A transporter
Exons: 2
Coding region: 1-1242 (413 amino acids)
Biological process (GO): transmembrane transport
Cellular component (GO): mitochondrial inner membrane
Source: RefSeq, a predicted model, not a curated record
AUGUCGACUGGGAUUUCAGACCAUGCGCAGCUCGAUUCUGUCUUUCCCACGCAGCCACGCCAACAUUCUCACAGCCCGGAGUCCGCUCCGCAGCCCAUCUCUCCGAUGAGUGGAAUCGCUCAGACGAAAUCGUCCAUUGCUGGCGGCGCCAGUAGCCAGAUCACAUACAAUGCUGGGGUCGACUCACAAAAAAGCGGCGGGGCCGUGAAGACGAGGAGUGUCGACUACAUCUUGCGAAGCGGUCUCGCUGGAGGGUUAGCGGGCUGUGCGGCCAAAACCGUCGUGGCUCCCCUCGAUCGAGUAAAAAUCCUCUUCCAAGCCUCAAAUCCGCAGUUUGCCAAAUAUACCGGCAGUUGGACUGGCCUUGCUGCUGCCAUUCGUGACAUUAAGCGCUAUGAAGGCGCCCGCGGCCUGUUCAAAGGCCAUUCCGCAACUCUACUCCGUAUCUUCCCCUAUGCCGCUAUCAAGUUCCUCGCCUAUGAACAGAUUCGUGCCUUUAUGAUUCCCUCCCACGAUAAAGAGACCGCGAUCCGCCGCCUGAUUUCGGGCAGUUUGGCAGGCAUCACCUCGGUGUUUUUCACAUAUCCCCUCGAACUCGUGCGAGUACGAUUAGCAUUCGAAACGAAACAGUCGUCUCGCUCCUCCUUGACCGACAUCUGUCGUCAAAUCUAUAACGAGCGUGUUUUGCCACCCACGACAGGCGCUGCGACCAGCACAGCUUCGGCAACCGCCGCUACGGCGGAGACGGUCGCGUCGACCGUCAACCAGGCAGUGCCUCGCUCAGGCGUCGCUAACUUCUACCGCGGCUUUGGCCCAACAAUUCUUGGCAUGCUGCCCUACGCCGGCGUGUCCUUCCUCACCCACGACACAGUAGGCGACUGGCUCCGCAGUCCCGCUGUAGCACAGUACACGACAAUUCCAGCCUCAGAAUCCAAACCGAAGAAAGGAUCUCGCCAGCCCCAACUGACUGCCGCUGCUGAGCUCUUCUCGGGCGCAGUGGCCGGUGUUGUCUCACAAACUUCUUCAUACCCGCUUGAAGUGAUCCGGCGGCGGAUGCAGGUCGGCGGCGCAGUUGGUGGCGGCCAAAGACUCGGCAUCAUCGAGACUGGCCGCAAAAUCUGGCUUGAACGAGGUUUCCGUGGUUUCUGGGUUGGUUUGACGAUUGGAUAUAUUAAGGUCGUGCCCAUGGCCGCAACCGCCUUCUUUGUCUAUGAGCGGUUGAAGUGGUCCUUGGGGAUUUAG